Cornus florida is the source of this 2501-nucleotide messenger RNA. Its product is annotated as protein NUCLEAR FUSION DEFECTIVE 4-like. The record is from RefSeq and is a predicted model, not a curated record. The transcript has 3 exons. Gene Ontology annotation, cellular component: membrane. Bases 263 to 2029 code for a protein of 588 amino acids. Lineage: Eukaryota; Viridiplantae; Streptophyta; Magnoliopsida; Cornales; Cornaceae.
UCAAACGUUGCUGUCAGGUGUCAAUGGUCUUUAAGUUUAAGAAGCAAUAUUACAGAUAAGCGAGUAAGUGGACAAAGCACACGUUUACGUUUCUCAUUUCUAAUUUGGCAGGUGACUGAAAUAUCAAAUCAAUAAUCAUACACCAACUUUCCAAAUUCCAAUCCCUUCUCAACAAUCUCAAAAACCCACUUCUCAACUCUCAUAAAAAUCUCUACAUGUCAUGUAAAAUCACCAUUCUUGAUCACUGAUCUUAUCAGCGGCGAUGAGCUAUUUACAGGACAGAAUCAAAGCUUUCUUCAACAACAGAUGGCUCGUGUUCGUGGCUUCAAUGUGGGUCCAGUCCUUUGCCGGGAUUGGGUACUUGUUUGGGAGCAUAUCACCUGUGGUGAAGAGCACCAUGGGUUAUACUCAGAGAGAGGUGGCUAUUUUGGGUGUGGCCAAAGAUUUGGGGGACAGUAUUGGGUUCAUAGCUGGUAGUCUGUGUGAGAUUUUACCUAUUUGGGUGAUUUUGUGCAUUGGUGUGGUUCAGAACUUUCUUGGGUAUGGCUUGCUUUGGCUCAUUGUUACUCAGAGAUUGCCCUCUUUGCCUUUAUGGGUGCUAUGUAUUUGUAUAUUUGUGGGAACAAAUGGGGAGACCUACUUCAAUACAGGAGCUCUAGUUUCCUGCGUGCAGAACUUUCCCAAAAGCCGUGGUCCGGUAGUGGGUAUACUGAAGGGAUUUGCUGGUUUGAGUGGUGCAAUUAUUACUCAAAUUUAUGCUAUGAUCAAUGCUCCCGAUGAAGCAUCACUAAUCUUUAUGGUUGCAGUUGGGCCAUCAAUUGUAGUUUUUUCUCUUAUGUUCAUUGUUAGACCAGUGGGUGGUCACAGACAAGUUAGAGCAUCUGAUCAAUCAAGCUUCUUAUUUGUCUAUACUGUUUGCCUCAUUCUGGCAGCGUACGUGUUGGGGGUUUUGUUACUUGAGGAUCUAGUUGGUUUGAGCCAAACUUUAGUCACCUUGUGUGCUAUUGUAUUGAUUGUUCUAGUACUGCUUCCAAUUAUUAUUCCUAUUCUGUUGGUCUUUUUCGCGGAACCAAGGUCAUCGACAGAGGAGAGCCUUCUCAAUGAGCCUCAGAAACAAGAAUCAAAUAAUUUUGAGCAGGAGGGGAACGAGGUUAUCUUCAGUGAGGUUGAAGAUGAGAAGGGCUCAGACAUAGACUUACUUCCAUCAUCAGAAAGACAAAAACGAAUUGCCCACUUGCAAGCUAAACUGUUUCAAGCUGCUGCAGAAGGAGCUGUGAGGGUCAAGCGGAGAAAAGGCCCACGCAGAGGGGAGGAUUUCACAUUAAUGCAGGCAUUAGUAAAAGCAGAUUUUUGGCUUAUUUUUGCCUCCCUUGUACUGGCUUCUGGUUCUGGUUUGACAGUUAUUGAUAAUCUGGGUCAGAUGUGUGAAUCUCUGGGGUUUAGCAAUACACAGGUGUUUGUAUCCAUGAUUAGUAUUUGGAACUUUCUUGGCCGAGUUGGUGGUGGAUACUUCUCUGAGAUAAUCAUAAAGAAAUAUGCCUACCCAAGGCCAGUGACCAUGGCUGUGGUUCAGGUCAUUAUGGCAAUUGGGCUCUUCUUCUAUGCAAUGGCUUGGCCUGGGGCAAUUUAUGUUGUGACCGUGUUGAUAGGACUUGGAUAUGGAGCACAUUGGGCAAUUGUGCCUGCUGCCGUCUCUGAACUGUUUGGCCUGAAAAGUUUUGGUGCCUUGUAUAAUUUCCUUACCCUGGCAAGUCCCGUAGGUUCUCUGAUCUUCUCCGGUGUCAUUGCUAGUGGUAUAUAUGACUAUGAAGCAGCAAAACAAGAUUCUCUCAAGCAGACAAUUUUGGGGCCUCUGCUCAAAAUGCCUUUAAGGGAUGAUGAGUCACUCAGUUGUGAGGGAACCAUAUGCUACUCCAUCACAUGUGCCAUAUUGUCAGGGCUUUGCAUCAUUGCAGUUGUACUGAGUUCAAUUGUUGUUUAUCGGACUAGAAGUGUUUAUGCCCAACUCUAUGGAAGAUCUCGCACUUGAAGUGCGAGGAGAGGCAAAAGAUAGAUUUUUGCAUAGGCAUAUGGGUGUAUAGAUUUCUUAUCACCCAUAGAAAUAUAUCGUUAAAAGAAAGAAAGCUGAAGCAACUUGUUUAGAUGCAAGUUCCUCCCUCUCCCAAAAAACAGUAACAGAAAAGAAGAAGAAGGAGAAGAAGGAAAUCAUUUACAAAGAACAUUGUUUUUAUCAAUUUGUUCAGUUAUUAUUUUUUUGAGACCAAGUUCCAUAACGUUGAGUGCUGCAAAUGAGGGUGGAAUUCUUGUCUCUCUAUUGUUUUGGACAACAUAUGAUUUACUGGAACUUGUGUCCUUGAAGGCUUGAAUGCAUGAGUGUGCUUCAAAUCUCCAGCCAAAUCAUUUAUAAAUAACAUUUAGCCAUGAUAAUGGUUUUGUAAUUUGUGUUUGUAGCUUCCACCAUUGUACUUUCGAGAAAAUAUGAAAUAUAUCUAGUUUAUCAA